UUAAAUGCGCUGCUCAUGAAUUCAAUACAAAAAAAAGUAUUUGGUUCGCUUUUCUGUUGCCCUGCGCACAGUACACACUGGGAAGAGGAAAAUAAUUUGUCUCACUACAUUUUCACAACGCUUCCCGCAAUCAGCGCACUUUUGUUUUUGUUUCCGUCAACACGACGCAUCCUGACGUCAUUGCGCGUUGCCCUGGUGCAGGGGGUUUCCAUCAUGGCGUCGAUGCAGAAAAGGCUACAAAAGGAACUAAUGGCUUUGCAAAAUGAUCCGCCCCCUGGAAUGACGCUCAAUGAGAAAAGCGUACAGAACACCAUCACACAAUGGAUUGUAGAUAUGGAAGGAGCCACGGGCACGCUCUAUGAAGGAGAGAAAUUUCAGUUGCUUUUCAAAUUCAGUGGUCGGUAUCCUUUCGAUUCACCUCAGGUAAUGUUCAUGGGAGAGAAUAUACCUGUCCACCCUCACGUUUAUAGCAACGGUCACAUCUGUCUGUCCAUACUAACAGAAGACUGGUCGCCAGCCCUCUCAGUGCAGUCAGUCUGUCUCAGCAUUAUCAGCAUGCUGUCCAGCUGCAAAGAAAAGAGACGGCCCCCCGACAACUCCUUUUACGUGAAAACGUGUAACAAAAACCCAAAGAAGACAAAAUGGUGGUAUCACGAUGAUACAUGCUAAUUAACUUUCUAACAGUCCUACUGUCCCACAUAAAGCACUUUUGAAUCAUAGUCACUGAACUCUGACCUUUUUGACUGGAACAAUGGACACCGUGAUGCGCUGGAGACUAUUUUAUGAACUGCGUUUCCCAGAGGGCAGUUGGGUGCAUGUUUUAGCCGGUUGUAAUAUACAAAAUGAGAAAAUAAAGGAACGUAAUGUGUGUCCCAACAAUGGAUUGUUUUGGGGAAGAAAAGGUCGUUACGCAGCCAGCAAAAGAAAUGGUUUGGUAGUGAGAUUAUUGUUUUAAGAUGAUUCUUGUUUCCUUUUGUGUUUUGUUUGAGUACGUUUAAAAGGUUGUCAUCAUGUGUUGUGUAAUAAUAAUAAUAAUAAUAAUAAUAAUAAUAAUAACAAUAAUAAUAACAAUAACAACGGUGGAUGCAUACUUGGGCAUACAAAGAGACUUCAAUUGGUUAUACCAGGAAGUGGAUCUGAGCAUCUUAUACCAGGAAGUGGAUCUGAGCAUCUUAUACCAGGAAGUGGAUCUGAGCAUCUUAUACCAGGAAGUGGAUCUGAGCAUCUUAUACCAGGAAGUGGAUCUGAUCAUCUUAUACCAGGAAGUGGAUCUGAGCAUCUUAUACCAGGAAGUGGAUCUGAGCAUCUUAUACCAGGAAGUGGAUCUGAGCAUCUUAUACCAGGAAGUGGAUCUGAGCAUCUUAUACCAGGAAGUGGAUCUGAGCGUCUUAUACCAGGAAGUGGAUCUGAGCGUCUUAUACCAGGAAGUGGAUCUGAGCGUCUUA
Molecule: messenger RNA, 1445 nt
Organism: Salmo salar (Atlantic salmon)
Lineage: Eukaryota; Metazoa; Chordata; Actinopteri; Salmoniformes; Salmonidae
Product: ubiquitin conjugating enzyme E2 W
Source: RefSeq, a predicted model, not a curated record